Acanthisitta chloris (rifleman) is the source of this 1298-nucleotide messenger RNA. It is a transcript of the gene CCNA1, whose product is annotated as cyclin A1. The annotation marks the transcript as partial. Gene Ontology annotation, molecular function: cyclin-dependent protein serine/threonine kinase regulator activity. Lineage: Eukaryota; Metazoa; Chordata; Aves; Passeriformes; Acanthisittidae. Gene Ontology annotation, cellular component: nucleus; cytoplasm; cyclin A2-CDK2 complex. Gene Ontology annotation, biological process: mitotic cell cycle phase transition; regulation of cyclin-dependent protein serine/threonine kinase activity. The transcript has 7 exons. The record is from RefSeq and is a predicted model, not a curated record.
GGUGCUGCUGUUAUCAAGCACUUCUCUCGCUCUGAAAACAUCAUCCCUUCAUCUGCAAAAGAUGAAGCGCCCAGCUGCACGGUCAAGGCUGCAUCGAAGCAAGGGUUUAGUAUCCUCACAGAUUACUCCGAGAAAGAAAACUACAGCUGCCAAGUGUCUGAACUGCUGGAAUCAAGUCAGUGUGAACUGGAUACUAGUGCAGUGACAUCCAGUAUGCGCCUACUGCUGGAUCUGAGUUCAGGGUCUCCUAUGGUAGUGGACACAUCCUUGCAGUCCCAGCCUGAGGAUCACAGGGAAGAUGCUGUAACUCUGGCUGUGGAAGAGUAUGCAGAGGACAUUUAUCAGUACCUCCGAGAGGCUGAAAUAAGAUUCAGGCCCAAGCCCCACUACAUGAAGAAACAGCCAGAUAUCACAACAGGAAUGCGUGCUAUCUUGGUAGACUGGCUGGUGGAAGUAGGAGAAGAGUAUAAGCUUCGGACAGAGACUUUGUACUUGGCAGUGAACUUCCUGGACAGGUUUCUUUCCUGCAUGUGUGUUCUCAGAGGGAAGCUGCAGCUUGUAGGAACAGCUGCAAUUCUUGUGGCUGCGAAGUAUGAAGAGAUCUACCCACCAGAAGUGGAUGAAUUUGUCUAUAUAACAGAUGAUACCUACACAAAGAAGCAGCUGCUAAGAAUGGAACAGCUGCUUCUCAAAGUGCUGGGUUUUAGCCUAACAGCACCAACCAUCAACCAAUUCCUCCUCCAGUAUAUUCAGAGGCAUGAAGUCUGUAUGAGGACAGAGAACUUAGCAAGGUAUCUUGCAGAGCUGAGCCUUCUUCAAGCUGAUCCUUUUCUGAAGUACCUUCCUUCACAAAUUGCUGCAGCAGCCUACUGUCUAGCAAACUAUACAGUGAACAGAUAUUUCUGGCCGGAAACACUUGAUGCAUUCACUGGAUAUUCCUUAAAUGAAAUAGUGCCUUGCCUGACUGAUCUGCAUAAAACAUGCCUUGAUGUUUCCCAUUCCCAGCUGCAAGCCAUUAAGCAGAAAUACAAGCACGCAAAGUACCUGCAGGUGUCUCUUCUGGACCUCCCAGCAGUUCUUCCUCUGCAGUAGAGGCUGGAUCCUGGACUUUAAGAUGACUUUGUCCAAGCCAACAAAGAUGGUCUAACAUUCAUUAAACACUGCAGGUCGUGUGUGUAACCAUACUGAUAAGAAUGGUUUUUAGCUAAUAUAUUUUAAUGAGAUGCCUUUUUUUUUAAAGCAUGUUAGACUAUAGCUCUUAACAUAACUGGCAGCACUUUUAAUAAAUGUCUUAUUAC